Messenger RNA from Aspergillus niger, 801 nucleotides. RefSeq lists its product as uncharacterized. The record is from RefSeq and is a predicted model, not a curated record. Gene Ontology annotation, biological process: regulation of transcription by RNA polymerase II. Bases 1 to 801 code for a protein of 266 amino acids. Gene Ontology annotation, molecular function: DNA-binding transcription activator activity, RNA polymerase II-specific; zinc ion binding. The transcript is spliced from 2 exons. Lineage: Eukaryota; Fungi; Ascomycota; Eurotiomycetes; Eurotiales; Aspergillaceae.
AUGCCACAGAGAGUCCACAAGAAAUCUCGCAACGGAUGUCUCGAGUGUAAGCGGCGCCAUGUCAAGUGCGAUGAGAGACAUCCCAUUUGCUCGAAUUGCCAUAGCGCCGAGCGAGUCUGUGAGUACGGAAGCCGCUCUUUGCUGAGAGCAGCAGCUCCACGGCCAGUAGUACAUGCAGCCAGAGCAGCUUCACCGCCUAUACCUCUCGGGAGUACACCGCGGGAGAGCCCUGAAAAUGAACCCUCACAGGCGCCCUUCCGCAGCCAGGCCGUGAACAUACUCCAUAUCGAGCUCUUCCACAAUUUGUACACCAAGAUCUGCACCAGCUUCGACCCCAACAGAUCUAUAUCAUGGCUAGCAGAUGGUGUGGACCCUACUACAGCCCCAUAUCUAGUCAACGAGCUGCUCGCAUUUAGUGCCCUACACCUAAGUACGGCACGACCAGAUCGCCGCGAAUACUACCGCUACCACGCAGCCCAGCUACAAACCGACGCGUUGUCCAUUUUCCAAGCGUCCUCCCCGCAAGUAAUACGAGAGAAUUGCGUCCAUCUCUUCGUCUUCGCAGCUACUCUGGGUAUCCACAUGCUCUGCGACACACUCGUCUACCGCGAAGGAGGCGGCGACUUUGAUACCUUCCUCGACCGCUUCGUCCACUUCUUCCGUGUUUAUCAUGGUGUCCGUACCAUUGUUAGCAAAGCCUCGCAUAUGAUUCAGGAUACGCCGCUCGGUUUAAGUUUCAACGUGGGCAUAGAUCUGUAUAAAUUUAAUGGAUGUCUUGGGCCCGGCUGUCAGCGCCUGUAA